Molecule: messenger RNA, 8970 nt
Organism: Aureococcus anophagefferens
Lineage: Eukaryota; Pelagophyceae; Pelagomonadales; Pelagomonadaceae
Exons: 3
Coding region: 1-8970 (2989 amino acids)
Source: RefSeq, a predicted model, not a curated record
AUGAUGCGGCGGCUGCCCUUGGUGGUCGCCGUCUUGCUCGAGGACUACGACGACUACUCGACGGACGACAACACGCCGACGGACGACCACUCCACGGACGACAACACGCCGACGGACGACAACCCCACGGACGACAACACGCCGACGGACGACUACCCCACGGACGACAACACGCCGACGGACGACUACCCCACGGACGACAACACGCCGACGGACGACUACUCCACGGACGACCACUCCACGGACGACAACACGCCGACGGACGACUACUCCACGGACGACCACUCCACGGACGACAACACGCCGACGGACGACCACUCCACGGACGACAACACGCCGACGGACGACAACCCCACGGACGACAACACGCCGACGGACGACUACCCCACGGACGACAACACGCCGACGGACGACUACUCCACGGACGACAACACGCCGACGGACGACUACCCCACGGACGACAACACGCCGACGGACGACUACCCCACGGACGACAACACGCCGACGGACGACUACUCCACGGACGACCACUCCACGGACGACAACACGCCGACGGACGACUACUCCACGGACGACCACUCCACGGACGACAACACGCCGACGGACGACCACUCCACGGACGACAACACGCCGACGGACGACAACCCCACGGACGACAACACGCCGACGGACGACUACCCCACGGACGACAACACGCCGACGGACGACUACCCCACGGACGACAACACGCCGACGGACGACUACUCCACGGACGACCACUCCACGGACGACAACACGCCGACGGACGACUACUCCACGGACGACCACUCCACGGACGACAACACGCCGACGGACGACCACUCCACGGACGACAACACGCCGACGGACGACAACCCCACGGACGACAACACGCCGACGGACGACUACCCCACGGACGACAACACGCCGACGGACGACUACCCCACGGACGACAACACGCCGACGCUCGAGGUCGAGAUGUUGUUCGACGGCAUGACGCUGUCGGAGGCCGAGGACAACGAGUACGUCUUCAUUCUCGCCAUGGCAACGCUGGCAGACAUCCCCGCGGAGCAGAUCGCCGUCUAUUUCUACGAAGGCGGUCGACGAAAGCGCGGUCGACGGCGGCUGGAGGACUCGUCGGUCGUCGCCUAUUACACGCUCACCUACUACGACUACAGCGAGUACAGCGACUCGACGAAUAGUCUCUCGGAGAUAAGUGACUCCGACAUCGACACGGCGGUCGCGGACGCGGCCGCCGACGAAGGCGCGUCGUCGACGUUCUCGUCGUUCAGUACACAAUCCUACGCCCUCGUCGGCGGGACCGUCAUGGAAGACGACGCCUGGUCCUACGACUACGGCGGCGACGACUACGGCUACGGCUACGAAGGUUGCGACGACUCGACGACGUGGUACAAGUCCGGGAGCCCGGACAAGGACUGCGCGUACCUGUGGACGCAAAACAACAUCGACGCCAAGUGCUACAGCUGGGAGAACGACGACGGCCAGCAGGCGUACCUGGCGUGCUACGACGCCUGCGGCACGUGCUACCUGGCGAGCGACUCGACGGAGUCGCCGACGUCGACGCCGGCGCCGUCGGGGCAGUGCGCGACGGCGACGAUCAACAUGUACGACGCGUACGGCGACGGCUGGAACGGCGGCGAGAUCACGAUCUACUCCGAGGAGGGCACGGACUCGUCGACGUCGGUGGCGACGGCGACGUUCUACGACGGCAAGACCGGCACCCAGGCCAUGUGCCUCCCGGAGGGCUGCUACACGGUGACGCCGACCGAGGAGGGCAUCUUUCCGUCCGAGAUCACGUGGGACAUCGCCGGCGUCGUCUCCGGCGACAUCUACGACGAAGUGACGUUCUCCGUCGUCGACAGCGGCGGCCUCGCGCUCUCGGCGUCGGGGUGCUCGUUCACCGCCUCCCCGACGAUCACGCCCAAGCCGUCGCUGUCGCCCGUGCCGACGGCGGUGCCGACGUCCUGCAGCGUGUUCCAGUUUCUCAUGUUCGACCAGUACGGCGACGGCUGGAACGGCGCCUACUUCCAGAUGAAGUCCGGCAGCACGACCCUCGCGGAAUUCAGCCUCGACUCCGACGAGACCAUCCUGGGCACGGGCGCGACGCUGACGUCGUCGCUGCCCGACGCGUGGGAAACGCGGGACUCGCAGACCUUCGGCGUCUGCCGCAGCUACAACACGCAGGUCAAGAACAACGUCGGCCGCGCGACGAGCGAGAUGGCGUGCUGGGACAGCUGCCUCAUGCUCCUGAACCCCCUGGAGAUCGAGGCGGCCAUGUGGGUGCCCACGUCGCAGCUGUGCUACUGCUACGAGACCUGCGACUGCGUCGGCACGAGCGAGAUGUCGGACACGAGCGCGACGGUCAUCGUCGCGGCCGGCUUCUUCGACGACACCCCCGCGGUCUGCAGCGACACGUCCUACGGCGGCGACGACUACGGCUACGACGACGACGACGACGACUACAGCGACGACGCGACGGCCUACGGCGACGACGACGGGUGCACCGACAGCACGAGCUGGAACAUCAACUACUUCUCGAGCCGCACCUGCGAGUGGAUCGAGACGGAGGGAGGCUCGAGCUGGUGCGACAGCGAGUCGAGCGACGGCGUCGAGGGCUGGGACGCGUGCCCGACGGCGUGCGGGAUCUGCGUCCCCGACACGCUCUACAUCGACGUGGGCUUCAGCGAGAUCGCCUACACCGACGCCGAGGACAACGAAGACGUGUUCAUCGCCGCCAUGGCGGACGUCGCAGACCUCCCCGAGGACCAGGUCGAGGUCUACCUCUACUCCUAUGACCGGCGGCGCGGGCGGCGGCUCGGCGACGCCGAGGACGGCGCCGCGGAUCGGCGGCGGCUCACCGACACGGUCUACGCCUCCUUCACGCUGAACCUUUGGGACGAUUCGGAGAUCAGCAACACGCAGUCGAGCCUCAGCGGCGUCAACGCCGACGUUAUCAUCGACGCGAUCAACGACGCGGCGUCCGAUUACGGCGUGGAGGACGUGUUCGAUUCCAUCAGCGUCGACAGCUUCAGCGUCGUCGGCGGCACCGUCUUCAGCGACGACUGGAGUUACGACGACUACAACUACGGCAGCUCCGAAUGCCGGGCCUACUCGGACUGCGGCUGCUCGGACGGCGAGUUCUGCAACUUCGACUACGGCACCUACGGCAGCUGCGAGUCCUGCGACAGCCACUCCGACGAUUCGUCGUGCUACAGCGACGGCCUUCCCUCCGACGGCGAGGAGGACUGCGUCGCGUGCUGCUUCAGCGACACGUCCUACGGCGGCGACGACUACCCCAUGGACGACUACCCCACGGACGACUACUCCAACGACGAUUACCACCAGGACGACUACUCCAACGACGAUUACCACCAGGACGACUACUCCAACGACGAUUACCACAUGGACGACUACUCCAACGACGAUUACCACAUGGACGACUACAACGACGGAACCUGGGAGGGCCGGCGCCUCGCGCGCGCCGCCGGGAAGCGGCGCCGCCAGGCCGUCGUCGCCUUGCCCACGCGCCUCAUCAGCGACCUGCCCGGGGUGCGCGAAAAGGUGGAAGCGCUGACGUCGAAGCGCGGCGGCGCCACGGGGAACGGCACGGCCGAGGCGCGGCGGCUCCAAUACUGGAACAACUACGCGUACGGAUACUACGGCGAGCCCGAGUACAACAGCGAGGGCGUCUUCGUGAGCGGCGACGUGUGCCUCUUCAGCGGAUGCAUCGACGUCGAGAUCGACGAGGGUGACAACCCGGACGAGAUCUCCUGGCUCUUCAACCACAACGUCGAAUCGAGCGGCGGCGCGCCCUUCCAGGCCGAGAUCCUCAUCUCCGGGAGCACCGUCCAGCUGAGCUGCGAGACGCAGCCCCCGACGACGCUCGCGCCGACCGAGGGGAGCGCGGCGCCGACGAUGACGCCGGCGCCGACGUUCGCGCCGACGACGGCGGUUCCCACGAUAUCGAACGCGCCGACGGCGCUCUUCGCGUCCGUGACGUCCUACGCCGAGCUCAGCGACGAAAUGAGCGCGAUAGCGGGCGGGGCGGGGCGGCCCAUCACCAUCGGGGCCGACUUCACGACGACGGCGGCGAUCACCUUCUCCGGCUCGAGCGCGGUCGGGCAAAUAUACGGGCUCGACUACACCGUGACCGCGUCGUCGCACACGCACGGCAUGUUCAUCGUCGCGCAGCAGGCGGACCUCGAGAUCAGCGACGUCACCUUCGUCGGCGGCCUCAUCAACGCGGGCGAGGACGCGAACGUCGACGGCAUCGAGAACGCGUGCCGCGCGGAGAGCACGGCGUCGGUCCUGAGCGGGAACGCCAUCUACAUCACCGACGGCGCGACGGUGACCCUGGAGCGCGUGACAAUGCGGUGGUUCGGCGCCCAGUACGGCGGCGGGGUCUACGUCACGAGCGACGCGACGAUCUUUGCCUACGAGACGACGUUCAACCUCUGCUGCGCGCACUACAAGGGCGGCGGGCUCUUCGUCACCAACGGCCACUUCUACCUGCACAACUCGACGUUCUCGGAGGGCUACGUGAAGGACGACGGCGACGGGUCCGCCGUCAUGAUCGACGGCGCCGACGGCUACCUCGCGGAGAUCCGCUACACGACGUUCGACGGCAACAGGGGCGGCACGACGGUCAAGAUGGAGGAAGUCGACCUGCAGCUCUACGACACGACGGUGACGAACAGCGUGGCCAACGGGGACGGCAACACGGAGUUCCUCAGCUGCGAGGACGGCGGCCAGCUCGUCCUCGCGCGCAUCUUCAUGGUCGACACGGACCUGAUCAACAUCGGCGACGCGUGCAUCGCGUUCCUCUACCACGCGAACGACGGCGACGACCAGGACAUCCUGACGACGGCGUCGGCGGCCUCGGGCUCGCUCUCCGUGACCCGCUACUACUACACCUACCCCUGCCCCGCGGGCAAGUACAGCGAGGACGGCCUCGAGCACACGGACGCCAUCAACGCGAACGACCCGACGUGCUCGUCGAACGUGGCCAAGUGCAACGACGCCUGCGAGGUCUGCGUCGCGGGCCGCUACCUCGGCGAGGACGAGAGCCACCUCACGCACAUGGGGAUCCUCGCCUGCGAUGCGUGCCCCGUCGGCACGGCGAACGGCGACUGGGGCGACGUGACCGCGCACGACUCCGUCUUCGACUGCGAGAGCUGCGCGGCGGGCUCCUACGUCGACACGACGGGCGCGACGGAGUGCAUCGACUGCGUCGACGGGACCUACAGCGCCGACAUCGAGUCGCUCUACUGCUCCGUCUGCCUCCCGGGCACGGCCGCGAACGGCACGCGGCAGACGGCGUGCGUCGACUGCGCCGCGGGCUACUUCUCGCUCGGGUCCGUCGCCUUCUGCACGGCCUGCCCGACGGGCACCGGCACGACGUCCGACGCCGGCGCGGCGUCCUGCUACACGACGGCGGCGGGCACCGUCGCGGCGCCCAACGAGGUCUACGGCAUCGAGCUCGAGUCGUCGCUGACGCUCGGCAACGUGACCGCGGACGAGGUCAACGGCGACGCCUCCACGCAGUCCGACCUGCUGACCGUCCUCGAGACGACCUUCGCGGGCGACGACUCCUUCUCGGACCUCGUCGACUCGGCGGAGAUCUCGGGCCUCGGCGAGGCCACGGACUCGACGGCCGACGACGACGCGCGGCGCCUCGACGAGGGCUACGUCUACACGACGCUCCCCUUCACCCUCAGCACGAACUACACGGCGGCGUCGGGCGAGAACCUGACGUCGGCCACGGACCUCAUCACGUCCCAGCUCGUCGACGCGAUCACCGCGGCCGUCGAGGACGGCACGCUCGCGGCGAACAUCCGCCGGUACGCGAACGCGACGCUGGGCGCCCUGGGCGCGGGCGUCGACGGCGACCGGUCCAUCGACGGCGCGUCGCGGUCGCGCUCCAACGGCUGGAACAAGGUGAGCCCCGACGUCGACUCCUACACGCAGUGCCCGCGCGGCAAGUACUCCGAGGCCGGCGCGGCGGGCUGCGUCCUCUGCGGCACGGGCCGCUACACGGACCAGCCGGCCCAGACGGAGUGCAAGAAGGCGGACCAGGGCUACUACGUGCCCGUCUCCGGCGCGACGAACCAGACGGAGUGCCCCGUGGGCACGUACUCGGCGACGGAGUACGCGGCGUGCAUCGACUGCUCCCUCGGCAAGUACACGAACCACACGGCGACGGCCGGCGGCUGCUACACCUGCGCGAACCCGCUGACGACCGUCGAGUCCGGCGCGACCUACUGCGACGCCUGCGUGUCGGGCAACUACUGGGACUCGGUCUACUGGCUCACGGACGGCCGCGACGCCCUCGAGGCGUCCAUGACCGAGUACUACGAGCUCCUGGGCACGGACGAGGCCAUCACGGGCGGGGGCACGCAGUGCGCGGACUGCUGCGUCAACUGCGACGACCAGCAGGAGGAGGGGCUCGACUGCGACUACCCGGGCAUGACCAUCGAGGGCCUCGAGGUCGAGCGCGGCUGGUGGCGGACGAACAAGUUCGCGGACCAGGCCUACAUCUGCCAGCUCAGCGGCGCCUGCAAGGGCGGCAACGACACGGACACGCAGUGCAAGGAGGGCCACUACGGCGUCAAGUGCGGCCUCUGCGAGGACAACUGGAUGUACGACUCCGUCGUCAACCGGUGCGUCGAGUGCGCGAGCCCCGCGAUCGACAUCACGGGCUCGCCGGGCAAGCUCAUCGGCGCGGCCAUGAUCUUCGCCGUGCUGAGCGCCGUCGCCGUCUGGUACGCGCGCAAGUACUGCUCCAUGAAGCAGAUCGGCAAGCUGCAGGACCUCAUCAUCAUGGGCCUCGUCAAGGGCGGCGAGGACGCCAUGGACGACGGCAUCGACGACGCCGCGGACGGCGCCGGCGACGUCGCCGCCGAGGUCGAGGGCGACGCCGCGGACGUCGCCGAGGUCGACGCGGACGUCGACGAGGACGUCGACGCGGACGGCCACGGCCACGGCGACGGCGGCACGAACUACGCCAAGUACAUCACGAAGAUCAAGAUCGUCAUGGGCCUCUACCAGAUCAUCGGGUCCAUGACGUGGCAGCUCCCGCAGAUCCCGUUCCCGGACAUCAUGCAGGCGCCCAUCUCCUUCUCCAACUACUUUAGCUUCGACGUCUUCAGCGUGAUCCCGCUGGAGUGCUACGGGUCCGUGUCCUUCUUCAACUCCAUGGUCAUGACGACGACGCUGCCCUUCAUCGUCGCCGCGCUCAUCGUCGCCUACGUCGGCCUCCGGUUCCUCUGCGUCACGGACCCCGACAAGCGGAAGCACCUGAAGAACAGCGCGUCGUAUGCUUUGCUCCUGCUGAGCUUCUGCGUCUUGCCGGGCUGCUCGAGCGUCUGCUUCCAGUACUUUGGGUGCUCGGAGUACGAGAUGGGCGCGACGUACAACGGCAAGGCGCGCGCCAUGCUGUCCGUGCUCAACGCGGACCCGAACAUCCGCUGCAACGAGCCGCGCUACGACUCCUGGCGGCUCUACGUGCUCCUCAUGAUCUUCAUCUACCCCAUCGGGACGCCCCUGGGCUACUGGGCCCUGCUCCGGUCGAAGAGGCACAUGAUCGACCCGCUGCUCGAGGACGACGGGAACCAGGUCGACGAGGACGACCUCUUCGCCAAGGCGCGCGAGGACUUCGAGCUCGUCAUGCAGCAGGAGCACAAGCUCGUCAUCCGCCACGUCGAGUACGCCGACGAGAUCGCGGUCUGCGCGUUCCUCAUCGAGGAGUACGAGCCGCGGUGCUGGUGGUUCUCCGUCUACGAGGUCUGCCGCCGCCUCAUCCUCACGGGGGGGCUCACGAUCUUCAAGGCCGGCGGCGCGACGCAGGUCGCCAUCGGCAUGCUCGUCGCCAUGAUCUCCUACCGCGUCUACGUCGGCUACGCGCCGUUCAUCGACGACGACGACGACGCGAUCAGCGAGGUCUGCCAGACGCAGCUCGUCAUCGUCUUCUUCGGCGCGCUCAUGCUCACGGUGCAGAACAUGGUGCCCGAGGACGAGCAGGAGAGCGGCUUCGCGCAGAACCUCUUCGGCAUCGUGCUCACGAUGGUCUUCUUCGCGGGCAUGUUCGUCGCGGCGUACUACGUCUUCCUCGAGGCCUGCGGCCGCAACGUGUCCAAGCACUUCGCGCCCUACAUGUGGGAGAACCCGGCCUACGUCAAGUCGCGCAACUCCAUCUUCGGGGACCCGGACGACCCGAACAUCAAGCGCCACGCGCGGCCCGAGAUAUCGGGCAAGCUCACCGCGGACGACUUCAAGUUCGCCGUCGGCUUCCGCCAGCAGGGCAAGGUCGAGAAGGACGCCGAGGCGGAGCUCCUCGAGGCCAUGUCGCCCGAGGAGCGGGAGACGUACCAGGCCAUGGGCGACGACGAGAAACGCGCGUACGUCGCGCUCGAGCCCGAGGAGCGGGAGACGUUCCAGGCCAUGGGCGACGACGAGCGCCGCGCGUACGUCGCGCUCAAGUCGGCCGCGGACGACGACGACGCGCCGCCCGAGAAGAAGAGGCCCGACGCCUGGUCCGACGCGCCCCCGGCGGCGGACGACGAGGAGAAGACCGACGAGGCCGGCGGCCUCGACGCCUUCCUCUGCACGCAGCUCGGCGCGGCGCCGGACGGGCCGCCGCGCGCGAACUGCCUCACGAUCACGUUCGCCGACGAGCAGGAGGCCGACGACGACGUCGCGCUCUGCUGCGGCGUCGACGACCGGUCCGCGGCGAAGAUCGCCGCCGAGGACGCGGGACGCGCGCCGCCGGACGACGACGGCCCGCCGCCGCUCGUCGCGAUCCCGGCGGACGAGACCGCGGACCCGAACGCGCCCCACGCGGAGGUGCGCCUCGCCAACAGCUCCUACGGCGACAGCCUCUGCGGCAACGCCUGCGGCGACGCCGGCGACGCGCCGUCGUCCCUCCCCCCCGGCGGCGGCGGCCUCCACCUCUGA